CAAAGCAAAGGGUUUAGUUUCUGUGUCGUCGAAAUCAAGGCCAGAGCUUUAAACGGAGAAAACAAGUUCAUCUUCUCUAUAAACAAAUCUCGCUGAUAAGGUUCGAACUCAUUAAGCAAAGAUGGGUUUAUGGACUUUGAUUCAAGGCAUGUUGUUAUUUGCAAACGGAUUGGCGAUUCUGAACGAGGAUCGGUUUCUUGCUCCUAGAGGUUGGACCAUGUUAGAAGUUCAAAGAGGGAAUAGAAGUACGAUGAAGGGGCAGCUUAUAGGACUUAUAUAUGCGUGCCAGUACUUCAGAAUUAUGCUCGUUUUCUUCAACUUCAUAACUAUUAUUCUCAAGCUCAUAUAUGGUUGAGGCCUGUGUUUAUCAUUGUAAAAUCUUUGCAGGGUCUGUGUUUUAGUCCCAAAUGAAAAUUCAGGAAGGGUUAUGAUCAGUGGGAUAACUUUGCAGUCUUGUAUCUUAUGGGUGUGGUUUGAUCCAUGGCUUUGUUGUUGUAAACUAGAUAUAGUUUCUGAAUUGAGUAUUAGUUUCAAGAGUUGUUUGUCUCUUA
This is a messenger RNA of Rosa rugosa (rugosa rose), 551 nucleotides long. RefSeq lists its product as uncharacterized. Bases 122 to 355 code for a protein of 77 amino acids. Gene Ontology annotation, biological process: endoplasmic reticulum to Golgi vesicle-mediated transport. The transcript has 2 exons. The record is from RefSeq and is a predicted model, not a curated record. Gene Ontology annotation, cellular component: endoplasmic reticulum membrane; COPII-coated ER to Golgi transport vesicle; Golgi membrane. Lineage: Eukaryota; Viridiplantae; Streptophyta; Magnoliopsida; Rosales; Rosaceae.